AUGGUCCUGAUAGACUCCCUUGCCACAUGGGAAGAGGCAACUGGACCAUCAUCUUUGUUGACUGAAACCAUGAACCAAAAUAAACCUUUCCGUUUUCUGAAAGUGGCCAAAAUAGGAGAAGCAAAAGAUCCCAGAGAAUCAUUGUGUGGGUCUUUAUCCUCACUGAUGAAACCAAUGGAGGUAUUGGAUGAGAAUGCUGUGGAUGCAAUUGUCCAGUAUAUUUCAAAAGAUUUACCAAGAGUUUCAGAAAAUUCCCUAACAUUUCAUUCAGCUCAGAACUGGCAAAGAUUGUCUAAAAGAUACAAACUUCAACCAAGAGUGAUUAAAGUAACAGCUUACAAAAAUGGAUCUAGAACAGUCUUUGCCAAAGUUACUGCACCAACCAUCUCCUUGUUGCUGGAGGAGUGCACGGACAAGCUAAAUCUGAAUACGGCUGCAAGGCGAGUGUUCUUGGCAGAUGGCAAGGAGGCCCUCAAACCUGAAGAUGUACCCCAAGAAGCUGAUGUUUAUGUUUCAACAGGAGAGCCUUUUAUAGAUCCACACAGAAAAAUUAAAGACCAUCUGUUGUUAAUGAAGAAAGUAACUUGGACAAUGAAGGGGCUGAUGCUUCCCACUGAUGUCAAAAGACAGAAAACCAAGCCUGUUCUUUCUGUUAGAAUGAAUAAGCUCACUCAGAAGACUGCAGUCCGAAUUCUGGUCUUUAAGAAUGGCAUAGGGCAGGAUGGGCAAUCGAUUACAGUGAGAAAGGAGACAAUGAGAAAGGUUUUAGAUAUUUGCACAACAAGAAUGAAUCUACAUUCACCAGCUAGAUAUCUUUAUGACUUAUAUGGCAAAAUAAUUAAAGAUGUUUCAAAAGUUCCUCUGCUUGAAAAAUGCCUGCAAAAUUCCAUCACACCUUUGCGGGGACCACUUUGGGUCUCAAAGGGAGAAGGUUUCAGCCCCUCAGGAGCUAAGAUGUACAUCCAAGAAGUUCUUUUGGCCCUGUACCAACGAUUAAAGUCUGCAAAAAAAUAUUACGAACAGAACUGGGAGAUUUCAGUUUCGAACUGGGCUCAUUAUCUUACACCACAGGAUGCUGAAAGGCAUUUCCACAACUUGGCUGCUGUGAAUAGUGCAGCAGUGAACGUAGGUGACAAGUAUCCUUAUGGUAUCCUGGCUUGUGAUGUUCUGGGUGGAUGCCAACAUGUGCUUUUUCACAAUCCAUUAAUUCCUGGAUCAACAUCAGAAGGAAUGUCAGAGCAGAGUGAAAUUCUUGUAAGACACAGAUGUCAGGAUCAAAAGUCAGAGACAUUCUCGGAGCAGCAGGGAAGCAAGCUUGUUAGACUUUAA
Dipodomys spectabilis (banner-tailed kangaroo rat) is the source of this 1329-nucleotide messenger RNA. Its product is annotated as doublecortin domain-containing protein 1-like. Gene Ontology annotation, biological process: intracellular signal transduction; regulation of mitotic cytokinesis. Gene Ontology annotation, molecular function: microtubule binding. Lineage: Eukaryota; Metazoa; Chordata; Mammalia; Rodentia; Heteromyidae. The record is from RefSeq and is a predicted model, not a curated record. The transcript has 10 exons. The coding region runs from base 1 to 1329 and encodes 442 amino acids.